AUGACCGCGAACGCUUCAGUUCGAAAACAUUAUUUCACCUCUGCUUCAAAUGCUGCUCCCAAAAUGCACCAGGAACUGGAAGUGCCAUCAUGCAAGGGAACUCAAUGGGCACAUACCGGCGGGAGUGGGCCCCCUUGGGCAGUAUAUGUUAUUUUCGAGCAAAGAUGGACAUCUAUCUUGAUGGCUUUAUACGGUGCUGCUCAGUUUAUCUUUGCACCUAUUAGUGGUUUCUUGUCGGAUCGAAUCGAAUCGAGAUGGUGGCCCAUGAUGGCCGGCGUGCUGACUCUAGGUGCCGGUACCGCUUUACUGUGUGCCGGUAGCAGCAUCGGACUCUGGGUAACAGGCCGGUUGCUACAGGGAGCAGCCGCUGCAACGGUAUGGUCUGUGGCAUGCGCCUUAGUAGUUGACACCGUGGCAGGUGAUCGGCUCGGCCACGCGAUGAGCUAUAUGAGCAUGGGCAUGACGCUUGGAAACCUGGCGGGUCCUCUGACUGGGGGUGCAGUAUACGAACACGGGGGCUACUAUGCAGUCUUCAUUGUGGCGUUUGCUUUUAUCGGAGUCGAUAUUGGGCUGCGGCUGUUGAUUGUCGAGAAAGAGCAGGCUUUAAAAUUCCUCCCGCUACCUGUUACUCCAAGCUCCCACAGCAUCACAGCCCAGGCCGAAUCAGGGCUGGAACUGGCAGGUCUGGACGACCAUGAUCCAGUAAGCCUACAUCCACACACGGGUCUAAGAGGUUCUUGGGAACUCCUAUCCUCUCUGCGCAUGCUCAUCGUCCUAUGGGCUUGCGUCGUGAUUGCUGUUAUUGUUUCGGCUUUUGACAGUGUCUUGCCGCUUUUUGUUCAAGACACGUACGGUUGGGAGCAGACUGCGCAGGGGCUGAUCUUCAUCCCGCUCCUCAUCCCGAGCUCUCUCAGUCCUAUAGUCGGCUGGGUUAAUGACCGCUAUCCCAGCUCUCGGCGGAUUUUGGCGGGAGGUGCUCUGAUGAUGAGCGUCCCAACCUGCGUUCUUCUCCGUCUAGUAGAAGUCAACGAUACAGGGCACAAGAUACUGUUGUGUGCGCUUCUUCUGUUGCUUGGUAUUUGCAUGGGUAUACUAUUCCCACUUGUGCUCGCGGAAAGCUCAUAUGCCGCUUCGGAAAAGGAACAGGAAACCCCAUCUAUGUUUGGUAAACAGGGGGCAACGGGACUUGCAUACGGGUUUUCAAAUGCCGCCUAUGCUGCUGGCUCAAUAGCUGGGCCGUUUUUGGCUGGACUCGUCCGGCAAUAUGCCGGCUGGAGUACGAUGUCGUGGUCAUUGGGCUUGCUGACCGGGGCCUCUGCUUUGCCUGUUGUAUUGUACUUUGGCGGGCUUCUGUCCUGGCGAAUAAAUCCACGACAGUAG
This is a messenger RNA of Aspergillus affinis, 1380 nucleotides long. RefSeq names its product MFS transporter. Gene Ontology annotation, biological process: transmembrane transport. The record is from RefSeq and is a predicted model, not a curated record. NCBI's taxonomy places the organism in Eukaryota, Fungi, Ascomycota, Eurotiomycetes, Eurotiales, Aspergillaceae. Gene Ontology annotation, molecular function: transmembrane transporter activity. The transcript has 4 exons. Bases 1 to 1380 code for a protein of 459 amino acids.